Messenger RNA from Chelonia mydas (Green sea turtle), 4277 nucleotides. It is a transcript of the gene UBE2J2, whose product is annotated as ubiquitin conjugating enzyme E2 J2. NCBI's taxonomy places the organism in Eukaryota, Metazoa, Chordata, Testudines, Cheloniidae. The record is from RefSeq and is a predicted model, not a curated record. The coding region runs from base 231 to 1010 and encodes 259 amino acids. The transcript is spliced from 7 exons.
GCGCUCGGUCCCGCCUCCCGGAAGGGGAAGCCGGCUCUGGCCCGGCUCCGCCUCCCUCUGGCGGCCAUCUUGGAUAGCCGCGGCGGCGGAGGGGGGCAGCGGACGGACCCGGAUCCCGGCGCUUGCUCUGUCCCGCCUGACGCUCCUUGUCCCCCCUCCCCGCCGUCUGCGGCCGGCCGGAGCUUCCCCGAGGGACGGAGCGGCCGAGGCUCCCGCCUGAGCAGCGAGAGAUGAGCAACAACAGUAAUAAGAGAGCACCAACAACAGCAACGCAGAGACUUAAGCAGGACUACCUUCGAAUUAAAAAAGAUCCAGUGCCUUAUAUCUGUGCUGAACCCCUCCCAUCCAAUAUCCUUGAAUGGCACUAUGUUGUACGAGGCCCUGAAAUGACUCCGUAUGAAGGUGGCUAUUAUCAUGGGAAACUAAUUUUCCCCAGAGAAUUUCCUUUUAAACCUCCUAGUAUUUAUAUGAUAACUCCUAAUGGAAGAUUUAAAUGCAAUACAAGGUUGUGUCUUUCAAUCACUGAUUUCCACCCUGAUACAUGGAAUCCAGCUUGGUCAGUCUCAACAAUCUUGACAGGCCUCCUUAGUUUUAUGGUGGAAAAGGGCCCCACACUGGGCAGCAUAGAAACCUCAGAAUUCACAAAAAGACAGCUUGCUGCACAAAGCUUAGCAUUUAAUUUAAAAGAUAAAGUCUUCUGUGAGCUGUUCCCUGAAGUGGUGGAGGAGAUCAAACAAAAACAGAAAGCACAAGAAGAGCUCAAUAACAGACCUCCACCCCUCCCGUUACCGGAUGUUGUCCCAGAUGGGGAAGCACACCAUGGUCAAAAUGGAAUACCGCUUCUUAAUGGGCAUGUACCACUGGCAGCUGCCAAUCACCCAGGUCUUCAGCAGGCCAAUCGUAACCAUGGACUCUUAGGAGGAGCUUUGGCGAACUUGUUUGUUAUAGUUGGUUUUGCAGCCUUUGCCUACACAGUCAAGUAUGUACUGAGAAGCAUAGCGCAAGAAUGAGGAACAUAACAGAAGUCCAAGACCAAAUUAGUGGUAGUUGCAGAAUGAGUGGGACUCUGGGCAUCAGACUCUGACACUGGGAUAAAUAUUUGUGCUACCAUGAUGCAGGUAAUAUAUUGGUUGGCUCAUGGGUUUAGUUUGGAAAAUGAAGCAGGUGUGAUUUGUUAGGGAAGAAAAAGGUGUUCUGCUCACAGUUCCUUUGUCCUCACUACAGUUUUAAGUGGUUCACUAGCAAGUCAAAGCAUUAUUGAUGUGAAACUGGCAUUUUGAAUGCUUUGAUUUUUAUAGCACUUACCCCCUUGUUUUCUGAAAUUAAAAAUCUUUUAAGUAAAUGAGGCUUUUUACCAGAUUGAACAAUUUUUAAAAUAUGACACUUGAAGAUGCAUAUCAUAUGUUCAGCGUACGUUUUCAGCUGAGAAUUUCAUUUGCGAAGAGUCAAAUGGUACAAGUUUGGAAUGAGUAAAGUGCAAGUUUCCUCACCGACUUUACUUCCAAAAGGCCUGGUUAAUGUGAACGCUGAUGUUACAGAAAGCAGCUAGUUCACUUUGUAAUAGAGAAUGAAUGUCAUUGCAUAUGUGGUCAGUAACAAUAAUUAGAUGAAUUGGAAAGUAACACAAUGUGUGUUGGUUAAAUAUGUUUUGUCUAAAUUGUCACAGUAACAUUUAAGAAGGUUUACUUUGGCUACAAGAAGUGCAGUUGCCAGCCCUUGAAAACCAUUUGCACGCAAAAAGCAAUUAAAAUGGAUUUAGUGAUGGUGCUCAUAAGCAAUUUUUUCUUUUAACUUUUUGGUUUUGUUUCCUUAAUUACAAUUUUCCAUUUUGGAAAUUAGUGUGAUUUAAAAGUGAAACAACUUGUGCUCAAAAAGAAAACAUGUUUGCCACUGUUCUGUUUAAAAUAUCUGCAAAGAACAAUGAAGAAUGUCGUAUAUUUUUUCAGAAGAAAUAUCCUUGGAUUCUGGGUUUUUCGGUGAGUGAAAUGACAUUGCCCCUUUAGGGCCUAAUGAGGAAAGAAAAAGGAGACUGAAUACUGAGCCAGCUUUUCAGAAGACUAGUGGAUUCCUCUGAAGUGCUCUAAUUACAGUAAAUUUAAGCCAUUUAUUUGCAAUCAGUUCAAUUUAAAUUACUUGACCCUGUUUUCAAACUCCAUUACAAAAAGACCUUAUUCUAAGAGACUUCUUAUUUUGCUUGAAUUAUGGAAGCCCUCUGCUUCUAUUCAAUUUAAUUCUUAGCCAUGGCAUAUGACCACUGGAUGAUGAUUACAUUCCAGUGGGCGGUAAUGAGGUUAUGGUAGCAUGGAUAUGCAGUAAAACUAUUUGCGUAGUUUACAGACAGAAAUGCUACUUUUACAGCUCAGACUUUAUUAAAAAUUGUAAUUAAGGGAAAAUCCUUAUGACUUUAUCCAAAUGCUGUGACUUAUCAUAAAGGCAGUCUUACUGUGCCUUUCAUAAUUGGCAAUGACUUUUAGUCACCCAGCAAAUGAAAUAUUCCCUGUUAUGAUCUAGCAAAGACUGUAAAAGAAGUUGGCAGAAUGGAAAGCUCUGCGCCUAGCCUCAUAUUGUGUUAAAAUGUUCUAAAGAGCCCAAUAAAUGUUACCUCAUGUAUUUAAGAAUGUGUUUUAUUUGGGCUGUUUGUUUUGUUUCCUUUGGCAGGUUUUUGAUGUUUGAUUUUUUUCCGUUUCUGUUUGGUAUUUUGAAAUUAUUGGAUUGCGGGGGAGGAGUGUUAAACCCAUGAGCCAUGUAGCUUAGAUAAUCAGAAAAUAUGUGCUGUGACCAAUUCUCUGAAAUAGGUAUGGAUUAGCAGAACUAGCAGAAUAGCUCCAGACAAAAGACAUCUUAAAACAGACCUUAUUUGGAGGCGGGAGGAGAGCGUGUGCUGGGCUUGAUUUAAAACGUAUUUAUAAACUGUUCAAAAAUUGGUUUUGUUUUUGAUCAAAUUUUAUUUAUAAUUGCUCUUUAAUUUGCCUCUUGUAUGUGCUUAAUCUGCUCUUGUAAAGAGAAGCUCCGGUUGUAUCUUUUGUUUCUAGAAACUGUUCAGUUCUGUCAGUCGUGGGAAAAAGAAAUGUCGUCUUGUCUCUUCUGCAAUUAUGGUUUUAAAGACUGAUUUGCAAAGUAUACAGAUCUGUAGCAAAGGUUGAGCUGCCUCUUAUAUCAUCAUAACAUUGAAAUACGUUUCAGGCUUUUCGUUAUGCCUUCUUUUGCUACCAUUGUCGUUCCCUAUAGGCAGAUGUUUAAGCAGACUGCUACCCAGCAUUGUGUAUCUUUCUCUCAUGAAGGCUCUUUGGGCCACAGGAAUGAAGAUCAAGACAAGGAGACCUUGGCUGUGGUACAUUCAUGCCCUGUGUGAAUGUAUGUACUGUAGGUGAAAGAAUUAAUAACAUCAGGAGGAUGUUGUUCAAAAAUCCACCACUUUUAUUGCAUGGCAGUAAGUUGGCCUCGCAGUUAGCCCUUGGUAUUUGAAAGUGGAGUCCUUUUUUUUUUAAAGUGCCUCAAUUGGGAACGCAAAAUUGAUAUUACUAAAGAACCCUAAAUAUGCUGCAUUUUUUUUUUUGAAAGUUUAAUUCUUGAUUCUUUUAAAAAAGUGGAGUUCAUCUCCGGUUAGUGAUUUUUCUUGAACACCCUGAAGAAGGAUGAAAAGACUUGGUAGUGAUUGGGGGGGCCACCUGUGAAAACGCGAGCAGACUUGCUGCACCCUCCCAAUGUUUUGGUACAUGUCCUUGCUCCUUGCCUUUGGUAGCAGAAUAUUUAUCCCUUCCUGGGUAGGUUUUAGUGAACUUAAAUAGUAUUUCCUAUGGUAUGCCGUAUCCGAACUUUGAUUUUGUUACCAAAGUCAGUAGAUGGAAUUAAUCAUUCUUUGCCAUGCAAAAAUGUUGAUAUCAUGCCCUGAGGCAGUAUGUUAUCUUAAUGACAUAAUAAAACUGAAAGUUGUCCUUUUGUGCGUCAUACUGGAACAAAUGGUGUCUUGACCCUUCACUUCUAUGCUGCAUUUCUUUAGAGUGCUGUAGGAUUGCAGUGCACAGUUGGUGGGAAAGAUUUGCACCUCUCUUGGGUCACGAGACAUCUCAACUGUAGCCUUCUUAAAUUUUUCAGAAUUACAGGUUUUGGACUUGUGUGUGGUUAAAUUUUGCCGCAGUAUUCAGUUCACGGAAGUUACAUCACCACCUAUUCUUGAUGCCUCAGCUGCAAACUUGAAGCAUGUUUUUGAGGAGUAGAAAUGACUGCAUUGUAAAGUUAUCCAUUCAUAAUAAAAACCAAACUACUCAUGUUUAAAA